AUGUACCAACGAGCCCUAUAUGAGCCUCCUGAACUAACAGGACCCUGCCCAGAUGCGGAUCAUAUGGAAACGCUUCACUUUGUUCCCCCAGACACGUACCCCGUGCUCUUUGCGGACGAGUAUGGCUACCAGGCUGGUAACAUCCUCUGGCGAGGCCACUUCGAUGCUCCAGCCGACGAUUCGCCCACCGGUGCUUAUCUUCGUGUUAUUGGUGGCCUUGCUAGCGGGUUCUCAGUCUACGCCAACGGCAGAUUCCUCGGGUCCUGGCACGGCGCAAUGACCAACAAGACGGGAGAGCUCGAGGUAUUCUUCGAGGACGUGCCGCUCAGCACCGAGGGCGACAACGUCCUUUUUGUCAUCCAAGAUACCAUGGGCAAAGAGCAGCGAGAGGCAGCACCCGACCCACGAGGCAUUCUCAACGCCACUUUGAUCACUGCGGGUGGGGAUUCCGCCAGCUUUACGUCCUGGAAGGUCGCCGGCAACGCGGGUGGCAAUCACCUCCUGGAGCCGAUUCGUGGGACGUAUAAUGAGGGCGGCCUCCAUGCAGAGCGCCUUGGCUGGCAUCUCCCCGGCUUCGACGAUGCCUCUUGGGAGACUGGAACACCAGCUGAUGGAUUUACUGGUGCCGGUUCACGCUUCUAUCGUACUAUUGUGCCGUUGGAUAUCCCAGAGGGAUACGACGUCAGCCUGGCUUUCGAGCUCCAGGCAGAGGAGAGAGCGAAGCUUCGAGCUCAGUUGUACGUCAAUGGGUACCAGUUUGCGAAAACUCUCCCUUCAUCUCUAAUGAAAUUACAUUCCCUGGUACUCUUUCCGGGCAUCCUCAACUACAAUGGUGACAACACUAUUGGGCUUAGUAUCUGGGCAAUGGACGAGGCUGGGGGGUCCCUUGAUGUGCAGUGGAAGGUGCUGGGCGCGCAUCGGUCAGCUUUUGAUCCUCUAUUUGACGGCGAAUACCUUCGCCCUGGGUGGACGGAUCGCUCCCAAUAUGCCUAA
Aspergillus calidoustus is the source of this 993-nucleotide messenger RNA. The record is from the annotation of a GenBank genome assembly. Lineage: Eukaryota; Fungi; Ascomycota; Eurotiomycetes; Eurotiales; Aspergillaceae.